Molecule: messenger RNA, 1418 nt
Organism: Plectropomus leopardus (leopard coralgrouper)
Lineage: Eukaryota; Metazoa; Chordata; Actinopteri; Perciformes; Serranidae
Source: RefSeq, a predicted model, not a curated record
GAAAUGAAGCCGGUUCGCUCAGGUUUCAGAGGGUUAAAAGCAUUUACAAAAUUUAAACAGUUAAAACGUGUACGAGUAAAGGAUGAUUUCUGUUUCCCUCUCUGGACUCCAGCUCCCAUCAGCCCUCAGUGGAGGCGUGGCCCGAGAUGAUGCUGACAGCGGAGGUGACUCCGGGUGACGGCUGGUUGGUCCGUCAGGGAGGGGUGGGUCCGGACUCGGUGCUGCGGCAGCUGCUGGGGAAGGACGUGUCGGACACGCUGUGUCCCCGGGACAGGCUGCCCCCGGCGGGCGGCCCCGGGGCCCCUGGGCCCCGCAGGACGGGGCUGGUGGAGAGGAGAGAGCUCAAACUAGCGAGACUCAGACAGAUCAUGCAGCGCUCUCUGAGUGAAUCCGAUUCGGACGGUUAUCCACCGGAGGAAGGUAAAAAUCAAGGAGCGGCGGCCGUGAGCGCGCCGCGACCUGAUAGGCCGUCACACCUGCCAAUCGCAGAGGAGGAGCCGGCGUCUAACCACCUCAACCUGAUGAUGAGGAAGCACCUCCCCUCCUCCGCCCCCUCCUCCUCGGCUGAGAGGAAGCUGGCGUUUUCUCUCAGCGGGUCAAAGUCGGUGGACAGCGUCGGAUACAACCCCUCGCCCACCUCCAGCGACCCCGAGGCGGCGGACGGCAAAACGCCAGACGCUUCCGGCGACCUUCACGACGGCCAGAAAGCCGCCACCAGCCCCAAGAGCGCCCUGAAGUCUCCGUCAUCUCGCAGGAAGACGUCUCAGAACCUCAAACUGAGGGUCACCUUCGACGAGCAGGUGCACAAGAGCUCCACUCAGGAGGCGGAGCAGACCAAAGGGCAUCAUGGGAAGGAGAGGACUCCGACAGGAAGCUCUGAAAGCAAGCGUCCGUUUGGGGCGUUCCGCUCCAUCAUGGAGACGCUGAGCGGAAACACAAACCACAACAACAACAGCAGCAGCAGCAGCAGCAGCAGCCAGGCGGGCUCCACCUGUCAGAACUCACCUGGCAGGAAGUCAGAGAGUAAAGGCGGCGCGGGCGGCGGCGGCACCAGAGGAAAGAGCAAAACCAGUAACGUUUAACCAACGAGUGCCUACAGAGGAGCACAAAGCGAGCAGAGCGCCGGAGUCAUCAACACGAGGCAGACAACAUCAGAAACGUAUCAUCACAACGUCCAAAAAAACACAAAGAAAUCAUCUUAAAAUUACCCAAAACGUAAACAAACAGUCAGAAACUGAGAUCAGGUGCGUCCCACAGCCGAGUCACUGACUCAUCACUUCCUGUUUACAUCACCCAAAGCCACAUGGGAACUGUAGUGCCAAAACUGCACACAUAUUAACCCCAAAACAAUCAAACAUCCAUCAUAAACUUUAUUUAUAUAUCACUUUUCUUAACAAGGUUACAAAGUGCUUUUAAUA